Stereum hirsutum FP-91666 SS1 is the source of this 1140-nucleotide messenger RNA. RefSeq names its product P-loop containing nucleoside triphosphate hydrolase protein. Gene Ontology annotation, cellular component: centrosome; Rad51B-Rad51C-Rad51D-XRCC2 complex; replication fork. Bases 1 to 1140 code for a protein of 379 amino acids. Gene Ontology annotation, molecular function: four-way junction DNA binding; ATP-dependent activity, acting on DNA; ATP hydrolysis activity. Gene Ontology annotation, biological process: double-strand break repair via homologous recombination; telomere maintenance; DNA strand invasion. The record is from RefSeq and is a predicted model, not a curated record. NCBI's taxonomy places the organism in Eukaryota, Fungi, Basidiomycota, Agaricomycetes, Russulales, Stereaceae. The transcript is spliced from 7 exons.
AUGACUCUCCGUCUCUCCACGCUCUCCCCGCAUCUUCUGUCUGUUCCACUUGUGCAAAACUUGCGGAACAUAAAUGUCAGGACCGCAACGGACCUAAUCUUCUCGUCUCCUGCAGAAAUCAUCAGUCGUCUCCCACCUGGAACCAUAUCACUUCUGGACCUUCGGCUAUGCAUUGAGCGUGUCACGGAGCAGUUUGCGGUGGGAAGUGUCAAUGCUCAGGAUAUCCACGAGGCUAUCAUGUUGGAGGAUGGCCAUCGAGAUGACAUGGAGGUGAGGAGUGGAGUGGAAGCUCUUGAUGCGUUACUUGGGGGAGGGUUUGGAGGGUACGGAAGUGCGGAGGGAGACUCAAGUUCGCUCGCAGGCGUAGCAGGUGGAGGGAGAGUCAUUGAGAUAUCGGGUGACGGCGGGGCUGGAAAGACAACACUUGCGUUACAUCUUGUCUUCCGUCACUUGACUCAGCAUGAGCGGACAUCAGCACUCUUCAUCGACACAGUUGGAGAUCUCUCUCCUGAACGAGUCGUAUCUCUUGCUGGUCAAGCAGAUUGCAUGGAACCCGGCACUAAAACGGUACUUGAAAGAUUGCAGAUCACUAUCGCAUUUGACCUCGAUGCCGCGUACAAUGUACUUGAGAAUCUGCGUGCAGUGACAACUGCUGACCCAAGUGCGACGCCACGAUGUCGAAUAGUAAUCAUUGACACUAUCACCUCCUUGCUCGGUCCUCAACUUAGUGCUGUUUCUUCCCAAGGUCACGCGGCCAUGACGGAUUUCAUGCGGUUCCUACGCUCACUUGCACAGUCGUACGGACUGUGUAUCUUGGUUCUCAACUCAGCAACUUCCGCCCACGGUCCCAACCCAUCGUCCUCCUUUUCCUCAACUACCAAAAAGCCCGCACUCGGGCCUUCUUUCGUCUUCAUGACAGACGCCACACUUUGGCUCUCGAACCUUCCCCCGGAACUCGCCUCCGACGAGAAAGGCACUCAAAAUACGACCUCUCAGACACCACUAGACACAAAUGUAAAUGAGGGGGACAACAGAGAUCUUGGAGAGCUUAGGGUGGCGGAGGUGUUCAGGUCGCACGUAUCGCCGUCUAAGACCUGGUGCACUUUUAGGAUAAAAGAUGGUGUCAUUCUUGCUGCCUAA